This is a messenger RNA of Pantherophis guttatus, 3305 nucleotides long. Its product is annotated as amine oxidase [copper-containing] 3-like. Gene Ontology annotation, cellular component: plasma membrane. Lineage: Eukaryota; Metazoa; Chordata; Lepidosauria; Squamata; Colubridae. Gene Ontology annotation, biological process: amine metabolic process. Gene Ontology annotation, molecular function: quinone binding; copper ion binding; primary methylamine oxidase activity. The record is from RefSeq and is a predicted model, not a curated record.
ACCCUGCUAUUUGGCAGACUCAUGGAGGCAGACAAUGCAAUUCCUAAGUCAUAACUUUGCUUGCUGCCUUGCCUUGCUGCAGGACAAAUUUGCUCAGCAUUCCUUCUGAAAGAACUGUAAGGUAUGGCAAAACAUAUACCCUUCUAACAUGGAUGUACCUCGAUAAAAAUGUUGCCUUUCUAUGAGUUAAUGUCAUACUGUAUGUCGAUUCUGAUGAGCCAAUCAAAACAAUAUUCGUAGAGUGGUGGUUGGUUGUUAAGAUAUUUUGUUAAUUGUUGCAUCAAUCCUAUGUGUUUUGAUUGCUGUAGCCAUCAUGAAUCCUUCAAGGAGCAGUUGCAUUUAAUCAUUGUAAUGAAUGUACAUUGCUAGCCCAAAGAACUAACUUUGGAGAAGGAGAGAGCUUUUUUGAUUUCUAAAACAUGCUACAGCUAUCAGACAUUCUAGUAUCUAUAUUUGCCAUUCCUUGGAAAACUCGAGUGGAAGAGCAAACUGAAAUAAGUGGUUUAUGAUUUAUCCCGUGACUCACCACUAUUUUCUCUAGCCCCAGGAUGUCUGUGCUGCAGCACAACGUAUCUCCACAGGCAUGAAGAAGAGGGUCAUAUUCCUUUGCUGACCUUUGAAACCAGCCCCCUUUCAAGUUUCUCCCUCCUUCUAGUCUGUCUUUCAUUCUAGUUAGUUAUAAUUCCAGAGAGUGGUUUGGAAUCGGAACACCACUGCUAGCCUCCUCUGUUCCUGCUGCUGCAAAGAUGAAUCAGAAAGUUCUUUUCCUCAUGCUCUUUCUAGCCUUUCUAGCAAUUUUUGCUUUAGUAUGUAUCUUGUUGACCAGAGACGGAAAGUAUGAGAGCUGUGCUUCCCAAUCUCAAGCUUUAACUGAGCACCUAAAUGACAAAUGGAGUUGUCUCUUUGCUGAUUUAUCACAAGAGGAAUUAGUCCAUGUAGUACAGUAUUUGAAAUCCAACCUUGGAGCCACCUUGGAAGAUGCUUCUCGUGCAAAGCCUUCUGAUAACUGCAUUUACUCUGUUGAUUUGGAGUUGCCCUCUAAAGCAGACACAUUAUCAUUUCUGGAUCAUGGAGGAAGAUGCCCACCUAGGCUGGCUUUGGUUGUAGUGUAUUUUGGAAAUCAGCCAGAUCCAAAUGUUACUGAAUAUGUGGUGGGUCCCCUCCCACAGCCAUUGUAUCACCGGGAUGUGACAGUGCAAAAGUAUGGAGGACACGUGCCAUAUUAUCGCAGACCUCCACUGAUUGCUGAAUACCAGCAGAUGGCCCGCUUUCUGCAGACUACAGUGUUUCCCACAGCCCCAAGCUUCAUGCAUGAAGUAUUGAACUACGAUGGAGCCAACCUAGCAGCAAUGACUACAUCGCCAAAGGGAAUGAAAUCUGGGGAUCGUGAAACGUGGUUGAUCCUGUACCAGAAUGUAACUGGUUACUUUUUACAUCCUGUUGGGCUUGAAGUGCUUAUAGACCACAGAAGCCUGGAUAUUACCCAUUGGGCUGUCAAGAAAGUGUUUUUUGGUGGCCAAUACUAUAGGGACAUGGCACAAUUGGAAAGAGAAUUCACAGAGGGGCAUAUGCAUGUGGAAAAGGUGAACAGAGUUCCAGCUGAUGGGGGAUUCUCCUCAAUGAAACCCAGGGUGCGUCAUGCCAAACUCAGUUCCCUGAAUUAUGAACCUUUUGGACCACAUUACAGUGUGAAAAACAACCAAAUCCACUCUGCAUCCUGGAGUUUUGCCUACCGAAUGGAUUUACAUAGAGGACCACAACUUUUUGACAUUAGGUUCAAAAAUGAAAGGGUUGCGUAUGAGCUCAGUGUGCAAGAUGCUAUGUCAGUCUAUGGCUCAAACAAUCCUGGUGGGAUGUCUAUUAGAUACAUGGAUGGGAGUUUUGGAAUUGGAAAGUUCUCAUCUCCUCUUAUGCGAGGGCUUGACUGCCCUUAUUCUGCUACUUAUCUUAAUGUUACCUUCUUAGCAGAAGUAGAAAGACCUCUCAUUACUCGUGAUGCUAUUUGUGUUUUUGAACUGGAUAUGGGAGUUCCAUUUCGGCGUCACUUUUCCAAACUCCACUCUCUGUAUUAUGGAGGGCUACAAAGCACCACAUUGGUCUUUCGCUCUGUGUCCACCAUUGGCAAUUACGACUAUAUCUGGGACUUUUUAUUUUAUCCAAAUGGAGCAAUUGAAAACAAAGUCCGUGCCACUGGUUAUAUAAGUUCAUCUUAUCUCCAUAAUGAUGGUCUAGAAUAUGGAAACAGAGUUGGAGACUACACUCUGGGAACAAUUCAUACACACUUUGUUGGCUUCAAGCUGGAUCUAGAUGUCGCCGGUACAAAAAAUUCCUUGGUUACUAAUGAUAUGACUUUUGAGACAGUGAACACUCCCUGGAAUCCAGACCAUAAGAUUCGGAGAAUGAAACUGGUGAAAAAGGUCUUGGAUACCGAAGAUAAGGCUGCCUUCGGCCAUAAUGAUAAAAUGCCAAGAUACAUAUAUUUUGCAGCAAACAGCACAAAUAAGUGGGGCCAUAAGCGUGGCUACCUAAUCCAGACAAUCAGCUAUGCUGGAGAUCAUCUCCCAGAAUCAGAUCCAAUGGAGAGAGCUAUCAGUUGGGGCAGGUACAAGCUGGCUGUCACCAAGCGAAAGGAGAAAGAACCUUGCAGUACCAGCAUCUAUAAUCAGAAUGACCCAUGGACACCUACUGUUGCCUUUGCAGACUUUAUAGAUAAUGAGACCAUUGUUGAUGAGGAUCUGGUUGCUUGGAUCACCACUGGAUUUCUACAUAUUCCCCAUGCCGAAGAUAUUCCUAACACUGUGACACUUGCAAAUGCAGUUGGUUUCAUUUUAAGACCUUAUAAUUAUUUUGACAAUGAUCCCUCCAUUGACUCGCCUGAUAGUGUGUUCUUCACUGACAAGGAUGACUUCAACUCCUGUGAAAUCAACCAUAUUGCUUGCCUCCCUAAAACAGCUGCUUGCGUACCCAAUCUUCCACCUUUCACUUAUGAAGGUUUUGAAAAUCUGACAAUGCUCUGAUACUCUCUAGGCUUUGAGUCAAUGCUGCUGUUUAUAUUUGAGAGAAUACAGUAGUGGAAAUAGUCAAGCAAAAAAUCUGUGUCUAAGAUAGCAGUCUUGAGACCUUUAUUGUUGACUGUGUUUCAUCUAAAUCUUAGUUCUGUUGACAUUGUACUCACUUGUGUUUGCAACUUAUCUGUAUCAGCCAAAUACUUCUAUCUUUUUUACCCAACUGCUUCUCCUGUUAAUUUUAUAUUUGAAGAUUAUAUUAGAUAUAUCUGUAAAAUACAUUUAAUCCCCACUCUGAAA